Molecule: messenger RNA, 1040 nt
Organism: Heteronotia binoei (common prickly gecko)
Lineage: Eukaryota; Metazoa; Chordata; Lepidosauria; Squamata; Gekkonidae
Product: ubiquitin-conjugating enzyme E2 D2-like
Exons: 5
Coding region: 519-1013 (164 amino acids)
Biological process (GO): ubiquitin-dependent protein catabolic process; protein polyubiquitination
Cellular component (GO): nucleus
Molecular function (GO): ubiquitin conjugating enzyme activity
Source: RefSeq, a predicted model, not a curated record
GCCUGUUCUGUUUCGCGAAGCCGCUGCUCGGACGUUUCGCCUCAGAACCCACCGGCCACGCCGCGCCGCUAACCUGGACCGGCGGCCGCGCCAGAGCGCAUGCGCACCCUUAUUUAGCCGGGCGGAGGAAUCUCGUGAACCUUCCGGGAUAACUGUUGCGUCAUAAAGAACUCCGCGCGGGAGGGCGAGGGGGUGAUGCGGCCGAAGCAGCCGCAGUGCUGAGAGGAGGCCGCUUCGCGGAGGGAAACCUGAGGGAGCCCGCGCGGGGGGAGGGCGCCGCCUGCGCUGCCGGACGGGAGGGGGGGCGGCGAACGCCGCGGAAAGCAGCCAAGAGCCAGGCGGGGCAGACGGAGGCGGCCCCACAGAGCGCGACGGGAUAAGGGAAAGAAAGAGCGCCCCGCCGGCCCUUCGCCCGCUUCCGCCCAACUACCGCCGCGCUUCUUCCGCCACCGAAAAAUAGUCCCCUUCCUUCCUGCCUGCCUCCCCGCGCGCCGCCCUCAGCAGGCUCCGCCGCCGCGAUGGCGCUGAAGAGAAUCCACAAGGAAUUGAAUGAUCUGGCACGUGAUCCUCCAGCACAGUGUUCUGCGGGGCCUGUUGGAGAUGACAUGUUCCAUUGGCAAGCUACAAUAAUGGGACCUAACGACAGCCCAUAUCAGGGUGGGGUGUUUUUCUUGACAAUUCACUUCCCAACAGAUUACCCCUUCAAACCACCUAAGGUUGCAUUUACAACAAGAAUUUACCAUCCAAAUAUUAACAGUAAUGGCAGUAUUUGUCUUGAUAUUCUACGGUCACAGUGGUCUCCAGCAUUAACUAUUUCAAAAGGUAAACUGGCUUUGCUUUCUGCUAAUCUGAAACUGGUUGCAUACUUAACAGUGGUGGUCUUGUUCUUCUUGGGCAUCUGCAUGAACUGCUUUUGUUUUCUGCCAAUACUCCCUUCAAAUGUAAAGCUACAUAGGUUAUUGAAAUACAGUCAACAGUUAAAACCCCUGCUUCCAGAUCUUUGCCAUGGGUAAAAUUCAGAAUAUUGAUUUGCUGGUAGU